AAAAAGCCCUCGCAGGGCGCAAGAAUACUACGGAGCUACACGUCGGCACUAGCAGGUGCACCGUAAAGGGAAAUCACAAUUGUGAUGCGAAUCAUGGCAUAACUGAUGGGUCUCCUUCUCCAGCGGUACCGAUUCACGUCUGCCAUAAACUGCCGCCUCAGAAUAAUGUAAAGUGGUAUCAGUUGAUGUGUUUGUUUUCUCUUCCCGGACUGCUCAGUCUCUCCCCAUUUAAGACGUCCACUCUGCUCCCGACAGGAUGUCAGGGACCUACACUCCAGCCCCCGGUGGGCCUUUCUCUGCUCUCACCCCCAGCAUGUGGCCCCAGGACAUUUUGGCCAAGUACCAUCAUAAGGAGCCCUCAGAACAGCCUGAGCGCCAGUAUGAUGAGUUUGGCUUCAGAGUUGACACCGAGGAGGGAGAAGAAUCUAAGUCCUGGCUGGGCAGCGAGGGCUCGCCGCAGCGCGAGGACCCCCAGCAGCGGCUGCGGUGGCAAGCCCACCUGGAGUUCACCCACAACCACACGGUGGGCGACUUGACCUGGGAGCUCAUCGAUCCGGUGCUUUCACGCUCCGAGCGCCUGCGGUCCCUGGUGCUCGGUGGAAUACCUCACAGCAUGAGGCCGCAGCUGUGGAUGCGUCUGUCUGGAGCGUUACAGAAGAAGAGGAGUUCUGAAAUCUCCUACAGAGAAAUCAUCAAGAACAGUUCUAAUGACGACACCAUCACAGCUAAACAGAUAGAGAAGGACCUGCUGCGGACGAUGCCCACAAACGCGUGCUUUAACAGCAUGAGCAGCGUUGGCGUGCCGAGGCUGAGGCGGGUACUGAGAGGCCUUGCAUGGCUUUACCCUGACAUUGGGUACUGUCAGGGCACUGGCAUGGUGGUUUCCUGUCUGCUGCUCUUUCUUGAGGAGGAGGAUGCUUUAUGGAUGAUGUGUGCCCUGAUCGAAGACCUCCUCCCUCCCUCGUACUUCUCCUCCACUCUGCUGGGUGUCCAGACAGACCAAAGAGUCCUCCGUCAGCUCAUAGUUCAGUACCUGCCAGCCCUCGACCGUCUUCUUCAGGAGCACGACAUAGAGCUGUCGCUGAUCACACUGCACUGGUUCUUGACGUCGUUUGCCAGUGUGGUGGACAUCCGCCUGCUCCUCAGGAUCUGGGAUCUGCUCUUCUAUCAAGGCUCUCUGGUGCUCUUCCAGAUCACUCUGGGGAUGCUCAAGAUUAAGGAGGAGGAGCUUGUGUCCUCGGAGAAUUCGGCAUCUAUUUUUAAUACUCUGUCAGACUUGCCAAGUCAGCUGAAGGAUGGGCUUGAAGUUCUCGGGGAGGCGAUGAGAUUAGCAGGGACAAUGUCCCAGGAAACUCUGGAAGCACACCGACACAAGCAUCUCGCCUACAUCCUGAACGAGCAGGCACAGCUCAGCAAUGGAAACAACGCAGCCCUCAACACUAAUCUCAACAAGGUGGUGAGGAGACAGUCCCUGCGCAGAAAAUCCACAUUAAGCUCCCUGCUCUUCGGGGAGGAUGAGGCAGAGGCGCUGAAAUCGAAGAAUAUUAAGCAGACGGAGUUGGUGGCGGCCCUGCGAGAGGCCAUAGCUCGCACUGCAGAGCAUUUCCACUGUCUGGACCCUCGUCACUCCAGCACGGAUCUGACUCCAGACUACUCGAUGGAGAGCCAUCAGAGGGACCAUGAAAACUUCCUCGUUGUGUCUCGCACUCGACGGAGAAGAGCAAAGGCUCUGCUGGAUUUUGAGCGACAUGACGACGACGAGCUCGGCUUCAGGAAGAACGACAUCAUCACUAUCAUCUCACAGAAAGACGAACACUGUUGGGUUGGAGAGCUAAACGGACUCAGAGGUUGGUUUCCAGCAAAGUUCGUGGAGAUUUUAGACGAGAGAAGCAAAGAGUACUCACUAGCAGGCGACGACUCGGUGACGGAGGCGGUGACAGACUUGGCCAGAGGGACUCUGUGUCCAGCUCUGAAAGCCAUCUUUCAGCACGGUCUCAAAAAGCCCUCCAUACUCGGGGGGCCCUGUCACCCCUGGUUAUUCAUAGAGGAGGCUGCGAGUCGAGAAGUGGAGAGAGACUUCAACUCCGUCUAUUCCAGACUGGUGUUGUGUAAAACCUACAGGUUAGAUGAAGAUGGGAAAGUACUGACACCUGAGGAGCUGCUAUACAGAGCGGUGCAGUCGGUCAACAUGAGCCAUGACUCGGCGCACGCUCAGAUGGACGUCAAGUUCAGAUCUCUCAUCUGUGUCGGACUGAAUGAGCAGGUCCUGCACCUGUGGUUGGAGGUGUUGUGCUCCAGCAUCUCUGCUGUAGAGAAGUGGUACCAGCCGUGGUCCUUCCUCCGCAGCCCCGGAUGGGUGCAGAUCAAAUGCGAGCUCAGGGUCCUUUCAAAGUUUGCCUUCAGUCUCUCCCAGGACUGCGAGCUACCUGACAAGAAAGAGGAGAAGGAGCAGAAGCCGCUGAAAGAGGGAGUGCAGGACAUGUUGGUGAAACAUCAUCUCUUCAGCUGGGACAUUGACGGCUAACCACUCACCAAAAAGAUGGCUGAAACCUGCGUGUCUGUGUAUAUUCAAUGACUCCACUUUUUCUUUUUCUUUUUUUAAAACUUGCAGACACUAAGUCACACUUUAGACCCAAACAGGCCCGAACAGAGGCGCCUUGUUAUCGUCUUUCAACUUUGGAUAAUUUAAAAAUCAAAAGAUGACUAAAAUUUAAUCAUCAUGCAACUGGACAAUGUUUUUAUGGGCUGAAGCAUGUGAACAUUAUUACUUUUUCCGCUCAUGAUAAAAGCCAUUUCACAAGAAGGUUAAAAAACAAACAAACAUAUAUAAACACAUGAAACAAUGUGUUCAGACAGGAGGAAUUCUCAGUAGUUCUCUCUUCUCAUAGUUCAUGGAGUGCCUGUUCCGUGUCGGUGAAAACAGUCAAUGCAACCCAACCGAACGUUUCCAAUUUAAACACCGAAAUGAAGCUGUAGUGUUUCUUGGGAGAAAAGUGCUGCUUAUGUCAAUAUUCUGAAUUCCACUAAAUCUUUUCCGUGAGUAGAAAUGUUGCACAUGCCGAGUAAAGCCUUCUCUGACUGCGAUACUGAACUCUGGACUCCUGUGCGACUCUAACAGUGGUAGUGAGCAGUCGGCACUUGUACGAUAUAAUGUACAUGAAGCAGAUGCUUUUUGUGUUACAUAAAUACAUGUUACAGAAUUAUAUGUAUAUGCUAUAUUUUGCCAUGUUUGGUUUUUCUUUUUUUUGUGUGCAAGUUAAACCAACUAGGCCGAUUUUCCAACCGGUCUUCAGUCCGUAACCUCCAGGAAACGCUGCGUUCAGUUUAAGUUUUGUGUUCCAAUUGUUACAUUUCCUGCAGGUUACUUUGGAAAUCCAUGCACUUUUCAUUCCUGACUGAUGGCUAUUUUUGUUGUAUUGAUUCCUGCUCUGCCAACUAGGUUAACUCCAACUGUAAGUCCACUUUUUUUGUACUUCAAAAAAGAAAAAGUAUAUGUGAGUUUCCUAUGAGAUAAAAUAGAAGUAACCAGGAUUCUGGAUUUAAAUAAUUGUAUCUAUGGUGUUCUGUGUGAAUCACAUCGAUUGUGUGAUACUGGCAAUCGUACACUGGAGGAUUCUGAUAUCUUUUUAAAGAUACUUCAGCAACUCUGUUUUCUGUACAUAAAGUGACUUGCAGUAUAUUGAA
Messenger RNA from Salarias fasciatus (jewelled blenny), 3684 nucleotides. RefSeq names its product small G protein signaling modulator 3 (gene sgsm3). The coding region runs from base 257 to 2524 and encodes 755 amino acids. Gene Ontology annotation, molecular function: small GTPase binding; GTPase activator activity. Lineage: Eukaryota; Metazoa; Chordata; Actinopteri; Blenniiformes; Blenniidae. The transcript has 21 exons. The record is from RefSeq and is a predicted model, not a curated record. Gene Ontology annotation, biological process: regulation of GTPase activity.